This is a messenger RNA of Metarhizium brunneum ARSEF 3297, 609 nucleotides long. RefSeq lists its product as uncharacterized. NCBI's taxonomy places the organism in Eukaryota, Fungi, Ascomycota, Sordariomycetes, Hypocreales, Clavicipitaceae. The record is from RefSeq and is a predicted model, not a curated record.
AUGCUCUGCUUUAAACGCGAGUCGGAAAACAAGCGCCUGCGACGCCAACUCACCAACUCUCAGAAUUCCCGCUAUGUCCAAAUGCUUCUGGCAAUGGACGACAUACCCUUCCUGCACAACGCCCUCGCCGCCUUCUUCGUCUGGCUCCUCCUCGCCGGCUUCCUGUUCUUCCCGGGAACCUUUACCUCGAUCAGAAAAUCCGUCGAGAACAACCACUCCAACAGCUUGGAGAACCAGGCCGCCGGCGUGAUUGUCAAGUCCGUCAAGAACAUUCCAUUGCUAGUUAUCGCGGCCAUUGCGUGCGCAACAUCCGUCGGCGGCAUGGCCUUCCUCGCUUCGAAGCAUUUGGGUAACUAUGUCUGGCUGCAGAACAGGCUGGUCAUCCCCGGCACUGCCAACUGUUUUGCCGGUCUGGUAUCGACCUUGGUGGGCGUCUAUUCACAGCAGAAAGGGGUUUGGAGUCCGACGGCAAAGAUUACAGCCAUUGUGGAGGGUUCUUGCCUAGCCGUUGCGAUGGGACUUUUUGUGCUUGUUGAAAGGUUUUUGAGGAGGGUUAGAGAGGAACAUGAUCAACACAGUGAAAAGCUUUGGGUGUCUGGCCGGUUGUAA